This is a messenger RNA of Tachysurus vachellii, 1010 nucleotides long. It is a transcript of the gene ebp, whose product is annotated as EBP cholestenol delta-isomerase. The transcript is spliced from 5 exons. The record is from RefSeq and is a predicted model, not a curated record. Gene Ontology annotation, molecular function: steroid Delta-isomerase activity; C-8 sterol isomerase activity; cholestenol delta-isomerase activity. Gene Ontology annotation, biological process: cholesterol biosynthetic process. Bases 150 to 836 code for a protein of 228 amino acids. Gene Ontology annotation, cellular component: endoplasmic reticulum; membrane. Lineage: Eukaryota; Metazoa; Chordata; Actinopteri; Siluriformes; Bagridae.
GUAACUCUAUGGCGCGAUAUGUUUAUACAGGUACACUGAUAUUUAUGACAUGUUUGGUUCAUAAACGUGGGUGUUUUAAUCUCGGUCCUCUUUAUCUCUCGUGGAUUUUGAUGGAUACUAAUUCUGUUUGAAAUCCAAAGAUUUCAAAGAUGACUGCUGAAACUAUAAGUCACCCGUACUGGCCCAGGGACCUGUUCAUUCCAAACUACACAGAAAAUGAGCGCUCCAUGUUGGAGAUCGUCACUUUCCUGUUCUCUGUGUCAGGAUUGUUGAUGUUGUUAGCCUGGACUUUGACAGGAAAGAGUGUUGGUGGAGGAAAACUGAGUAGCUGGAGAAGGUUAGCACUGUGCUGGUUUACCGUCUGUGGCUUUAUCCAUGGUGUCAUUGAGGGUUGGUUCUCUCUCUACUACACCAUCAUUCCAGCAGAUCAGAGCUUCCUUUCUCAACUUUGGAAGGAAUAUUCAAAAGGUGAUAGUAGAUAUGUCAUAGCAGAUAAUUUCACUGUGUGCAUGGAAACAGUGACUGCAUGUCUAUGGGGACCUUUCAGUCUGUGGAUUGUUGUGGCCUUCUUGUAUAAUCAUUCCUACAGAUUUAUUCUACAGCUCAUUGUGUCUCUAGGUCAGCUGUAUGGAGCAGUGCUCUAUUUCUUUACUGAACACAGAGACGGGUAUAUGCAUAGCGAGUAUGGACACCCCAUCUAUUUCUGGUUCUACUUUGUCUUUAUGAAUGUCCUAUGGAUUGUGAUCCCUUUUACUCUUAUCAUGGACUCAUGGUUCCAGCUGAGUAGCACCCAAGCCUUGUCAGACAAAACAGUUCCCAAACGAAAGAUGAAAUAGAUGUGAAAAUUGUUUAGAAAUGGUAAUAUGUUACUGUGCACCAUUCUAGGUGACAUUUAAAUGUAAUUGUGGUUUGUAGUUAUUUCAUAUUAUAUUCAUAACACUAUAUGGGUAAACAAAAAUCGUUAUUUUUUUUUUUUUGCUUCAAGUGAUUAAAAUUUAAAUUUGCUUUUA